CCGGGCGAUCGUCUCGAGCUCAACCGGGUUGAGGGACUCGUUGCCUGACUGAAGGGCUCGGCGGUUUGGUUUGAUAGAAAGGAUUUGCAAUGGCACACCCACGUAUCUCAUCCAAAUUGCCUCCUGAUAUUGAUCCCACCAAAGCCCCUAUUGCCUUUGGUCGGAGGGCUCUUCCUAAGCUCAACGAGGAAUUAGAAGACUCUGACCUGCUGACCCGGCAGCGGGCACUGAUGUCACUAUGUGAUCUGAUGCAUGAUCCAGAGAAUGCAUACCAAGCAAUAAAUAUAGGAUUUGUAGAUAACUUGAAAAAGCUGCUUUUGGAUGAAGAUCAAACAGUGCGACAAAAAACAACAGAGGUUCUAUAUAUAAUGGCUACACAUAAUGUUGGCAGGUACAGUUUUAUAAAACAUGGAGUCAUUCCAGCUCUGGCACAACUUUUGAAUGAUCCAGUUGACAUCUGCCGUUGGAACAUGCACUAUGGAUUGAAACUAAUGUCAGAAUGGGCUCCAGGGGCCAUUGAGAUUGUGGAAAGCAGUUUGAUUCCCUCUCUAGUACUCAAGCUGAAAACGGAGAAUGAAGAGAUUCAAAAGCUGCUGCUGGAGACGCUGUCAGGCUGCCUGCGUGUUGAAGCCUUUGAAGCCCUGGCCACAGGAGCAGUUGGCAUACUGAAGGAGAUGCUCAGGCAUUGUUCUGUGGAGAUCAGGAGCAAAGCAGCAGAGGCCCUCAUGACAAUUAGCGUCCCUCUGGAGGGGAAGAAAAUGAUCUUUCAAGAGGACGUCUUCCCAGACCUUGUUAUCCUGUUGAACGAUGCCGCUGCUGAGGUACGAGCCAAUGCAGCUGGGGCACUGAUGAAUGCGGUGAUCACAACACAAGGUAAAUAUGCAGCAAUCAAAGCCAUGGCCAUUGAGACUCUUCUGCCCCUGAUCCAUGAUGACAAAAGCAAAGUCCGUCUGUACUCCCUCAAGGCUCUGACCAUGUUGGCAGAAGCUCCAGAAGGCCGCAAGACGUUGCUGUACCAUGUGAAAGAGUUUCAGGAGCGGAUGAAAGACCCCAACGAGGCUGUGAGAAGGGCGGCCACGAUUGCUGUAGAAGUCAUUACAUGGAAACCUUAAAAAAAAUCACAUGGGCCAUACAGCAAUAUAUUAUGUACGUUGUGAAGUGUUUAUUGUAAUAAACAGUCAAG
Messenger RNA from Eublepharis macularius, 1183 nucleotides. RefSeq names its product radial spoke head 14 homolog (gene RSPH14). The record is from RefSeq and is a predicted model, not a curated record. The coding region runs from base 90 to 1112 and encodes 340 amino acids. The transcript has 7 exons. Gene Ontology annotation, molecular function: protein binding. NCBI's taxonomy places the organism in Eukaryota, Metazoa, Chordata, Lepidosauria, Squamata, Eublepharidae.